AUGAAAAAUAUACUCAAUAUUUUGCCUGACAAAGCUAAAAACAGACCUGAUAUUUUGUUUGAUAAGACUAAAAACAAAGAGGUGAAAAAAAAUGCUGACACAGAGUUGAAAAUCGUCAGUAUUGGCAAAGUUUAUCGGCGUGACGAGGACGAUGCCACUCAUACUCACCAGUUUACUCAAAUAGAUUGCUUUGCUAUCGGCAAAAAUUUUUCUUUCUCUCAUUUGAAGGGAACUUUAGAAUCAGUGGUCCAAGAAUUACUGGGUAAAGAACAAACCAUUCGUCUGCGUCCCUCUUAUUUUCCCUUCACCGAGCCGAGCGUAGAAAUAGAUGCCCUAGAAAUUGCGGGAGCUGGAUUAAUUCAUCCGCAAGUCUUAAAAAAUGGCGGCUUUGAUUCCCAAAAAUUCACCGGAUUUGCCUUUGCUUUCGGUUUAGAACGAUUAUUAAUGAUAAAAUACGGCAUUGAGGAUAUUCGUCAUUUUUAUCUGAAUGACAUUCGUUUUUUAAGGCAGUUUAGAGAGGAUUAUAUUAAUGAAGCCACUACUUCUGAGGAAUUACAAAUACGAAAAGCAAAUGUGGAAGCGGUUAUUAGUAAACUAAAAGGGUCUCCACAAGCUCCAGGUCCACAAGCUCCAGGUCCACAAGCUCCAGGUCCACAAGCUCCAGGUCCACAAGCUCCAGUAAAGGCUAAAAAUUAUCCUGACCCGCUGGAAGGAGUGGAUUUAAAAGGGGCCAGUAUGGAUACAUUGAAAGGACUGCCCGAUAGAGGUCCAGUACCAGACCUAGGCAAGGCUGUCCCGACCGGAACCGCUUAUAAAUAUAAAAAUUAUGUCCUAUUAAAUGCAGUUGGAGAUGGAAAUUGCUUCUUAAACUCUUUUUCGGUUUUCUUAACUGGAAAGGAUAAUGAUACUUCGCUUGCUUUGCCUCUAAGGGCUAAAUUAUGUAUAGAGUUUAUGGCUGACCCUGAUAAAUACGUAAGCGGAAUUGAACAAUUAAAAGAAAAACUAAACGGAAGUCAUGAAAAUGGCGAUAUUGCUUACAUGAAAACAAUUUUAAAAAGACAAAUCGUUUUACUUUCCGCAAGUCCUAAUUGGGAAACAAAUUACCCUUAUUUAAAAGAUAAUAAUGGCAUAAGUUUAGCAGAAUAUCCUUCUAACGAUACUCCCGACCAAAUUAUAGAAUACAAUAAACUUACCUAUAAAGAUCAUCCAUUCAUUAUUUAUAACAGUGGCGGUCACUUUCAACCUCUCAUAAAAAAAUAA
Molecule: messenger RNA, 1260 nt
Organism: Racocetra fulgida
Lineage: Eukaryota; Fungi; Glomeromycota; Glomeromycetes; Diversisporales; Gigasporaceae
Source: the annotation of a GenBank genome assembly